Molecule: messenger RNA, 5475 nt
Organism: Antrostomus carolinensis (chuck-will's-widow)
Lineage: Eukaryota; Metazoa; Chordata; Aves; Caprimulgiformes; Caprimulgidae
Gene: KIF20B
Product: kinesin family member 20B
Exons: 32
Coding region: 1-5475 (1824 amino acids)
Biological process (GO): mitotic spindle assembly; spindle elongation; microtubule-based movement
Cellular component (GO): mitotic spindle; spindle microtubule; nucleus
Molecular function (GO): plus-end-directed microtubule motor activity; ATP binding; microtubule binding
Source: RefSeq, a predicted model, not a curated record
AUGGAACUGACUUUGGAUAAUGAGAAAUUUCUGAGACCAUCUUAUAUGAAUAGUGAGGAACUGCCUGAAAGAACAGGACCAGUAGAUGUGGAAGACAUUAAAACAGAUCUCUCUUCCGAAUUUUCUUUGGUUUCUUCAAGCUCAGACACAAGCCAGAGGAGAAGUUUGACGACUAAGGGACACAUACAAGUUUGUCUGCGUAUUAGGCCAUUUACAUCGUUGGAAAGAGAAAAUGAAUUGCAGGACUACAUUUCAAUUGAAGACUCAACAAGCAUCAUACUGAAGCCUCCAAAAAACUAUUUGAAUCGACUAAGUGAAAAAACUGCUGGACAGAAGUUCACUUUUUCACGAGUAUUUGGACCUGAAACAACUCAAGAAGAAUUCUUUGAAGGUACCAUGAAGCAACCAGUGCAAGAUUUCUUGGAUGGAUAUAAUCGCCUUAUUUUUACAUAUGGAGUUACAAAUGCUGGGAAAACCUACACGUUCCAAGGGACAGAAGAUGAUGUUGGUAUUCUGCCAAGGACUAUGGAUAUGUUGUUUAAAAGUAUUCAAGGAAAGCUAUACACAGCAAUGGAUCUCAAGCCCCAUCGGUGCAGAGAUUAUAUAAAGCUGACUAAAGACCAAGUGAGAGAAGAAACUACUAUUAAAAAUUCCCUACUUCGCCUAAUGAAAGAGGCAGACUAUCAAAAUAGCGCUAACAACAAAGCACCAGUUGAGUCUAAUGAUUUAGAAGAAGGCCUAAAAGACUUGGAAGAGACUAGCACAACUGUGAAAAAUGACAUCAAGUUUUCAGUUUGGGUUUCAUUUUUUGAGAUUUACAAUGAAUGUUUUUAUGAUCUACUGAUUCCUGUAGCAAAUGACAAGAAAAGAAAACCACUACGCCUUGCUCAAGACAUCAAGGGAUGUUCUUAUGUAAAAGGUGUGCAGUGGGUUCAGAUUUCUGAUGCUAAAGAAGCUUUUAGACUUCUGAAACUGGGAUUGAAACACCAGAGUAUUGCAAGCACGAAACUAAAUGCUUGCUCCAGCAGAAGCCACAGUGUAUUCACAAUUAAGUUACUAAAAAUUGAAGAUUCAAGAGCACCACUAGUGACCCGAGUCAAUGAAUUGUCAAUGUGUGAUCUUGCUGGUUCAGAAAGAUAUACCAAGACCCACAAUGAAGGUGAUAGACUGAAAGAGAGUGGAAAUAUAAACACCUCUCUCCUGAUUCUAGGCAAGUGUAUUAAUGCACUCAAGAACUGUCAACAGUCAAAGUUGCAACAGCACAUACCCUUUCGAGAGAGUAAGUUAACUCAUUUCCUUCAAGGAUUCUUCAGUGGAAAGGGGAAGGUAUACAUGAUGGUAAACAUAAGCCAAUGUGCUUCAGCAUAUGAUGAAACAUUCAAUGUGCUAAAGUUCUCGGCCAUUGCACAAAAAGUUGUAGUUAUGGAUUCAUCUGUUCUUCAAGAUCAGUCGUUUGGCCAGAAAUCAGCAGGAGAAUCAUCACUACCUAAUGACACAAAAAUUCCAAUCCCAAGACAAAGAGCUACUAUCCUAUGGGACAGGAGCUUAGAAGAUGUGAUUGAAGAUGAUAAUGAUGAGAUGGAGGAACAGCAUAAUAUGUCAAGAGAAGAAGCAGUCCAGAAACAUGAAGAAAAUGAAGUUGUUAUUGGAGAGGAGCGAUAUAUGGCGAUGGUGAAUCUCAUACAAUAUUUGAAGGACAAACUUAUUGCUGAAAAGAAGAAUAAGCUACUUCUGGAACUAAAAAUUCGUGAAGAAGUGACACAAGAAUUUACCCAAUAUUUUGCUGAGCAGGAAAUGGAUUUCAAAGAGCACCUUUUAUACGAACGGGAACGACUUGAAGAAAAUUCUGAAAUACGCCUGGAAAUCUUUAAGGAGCUUGUAAAUGGUUAUACUAAAAAUGCAGCUGAAGAAAAUAAUUUAAAGGAUCAGCCUUGCAGUGAGCAAGCUGGACCUCUGGAUGAAGAACAUAGCAUGGAGCCAGGAACCUUUAUUGAUCCUAACAGCAUUAUUGAUUCUCUUCAGAAUGAUGUCAUUAAUAUCAAAAAGCAGGCAGAAGAAACACACAGAUAUGUUGUGUCCCUAAAAGACCCACAGAAAGCUAUAGAUUGGCUUGAAAAACUGCUGGGAGAAACUACCACUAAACUAGCUAAGACCAAAGAAGAGCUGACAAAGAAAACCAAAGACUUUGAAAGGCAGAUGACUGAAUUGGAUGAGUCUGCUAAGCAGCUUAAAGCAGCAACUAAGAAAAUGAAUACACAGAAUAAAAGAAUUCAAGAACUAAUGGUCAUUGUGGAGGAAAAAGAUUGUAUUAUUGUAAGACUGGAAGAUUUGAUAUCCCAUUUAGAAGAGACCAUAAAAGACUAUGAUAACACUGUAACUGUCAUUAAAAGACAAUUGGCAGAACAGGAAUCUAACGAAGUGACUGAAAGCAGCCAACUCAUAGAUUGUGAGCAACCUGCACUGGAAAUGAGAAGAAAACGUUGCUUUGAAGAUAAGCCUACUGUGGAAGAAGAGCCACCUGCAAAGAAAGGAGAUAUGAGGGAAAGUUGUGGAGAUGACUCUCUAGAGCAAGAGAGAACUGAAUCCAUGAAAACAAAUGAAUCCAUGAAAACAAAUACUUGUGAGAACUCUGCAGAAAUACUAGCACUGAAGGAAAGAAAUGAAGCCUUGGAAAGUCAGCUAGCUGUACUUGAAGAACAAUGCAGAAGAGAAAAAGAAGAGUUCCAUGGGCAGAUAAUAAACUUGAAUCUCAAGCUCUCAGCUUCUGAAGAAAGGGCUUCUGGCUUAAGUGAGGAACUUCAGCAGUGUCGAGCUGACUAUCAGGAGAUUGUUUCUGAAUUGAGCAAAGAGAAAACUACAAAUAGGGAACAAGAGGAAAAGAUUAUUCAGCUAAAUAACGAAGUAGAAAGUGCUAAACAACAUAUAAUUGAUAAAGUGUCACAAAUUAAAACACUGCAGUCCAAAGUAGAUGAGCUGUAUAAAUGCCACUUAGAGUCUUAUGCUAUGGAUAUUGAUUUAGUAAAUCUACAGGAUUCUGUAUAUUCUCAAAAAGAUGAACCAGAGAGUCCUCAAAUAAGUCUCGUAUGCAUGCAGUCCCAAACUGCUUCUGCAGGCGAUCUGAGAAGUGAGAACUCCUUUUACUGCAGUGUUGAAAGCAUUUGGGAAGAAUGCAAAAAUAUUAUUAGGGUCUCUUCACAAAAAAGUAAGCAAAUUCAAGAACUGGUUCAACAAGUUGAAGACUUAAAGAAGGAACUUCAUGACACUGAAAAUUACAAUAAUCAGCUAAAAAUAAAAUUAAAUGAGACUGCAAAUCAAGAUCAUCAGUCUGUAAAGGAAAAAUAUCUUAUGAAUCAGUUACAAGAGCAAAUCCAGAAAACCCAGGAUUUUGAAAAACAGGCUGCAGAAGGUCACAGAGUAAUUGUACAGUUUGAGGAGGAAGUUACCGGCUACAAAGGAAAAAUAAGAGAGCUUGAAUGCCUCGUGGAGGCUUUUAGAGCUGAAGAUAAAAGCAUAAGAAAGUUAGAAGAAGUACUUAAAGAAAAAGAAUCUAUUAUUUUAAAUCUAGAAAGUAAUACUGUAGCUCUGCAAGAGAAAUGUGCCAAUUCAGACAAAAACCUGAAAGAAUUAAAUCAUCAAGAAGCAAAUCUAAAGGAGGAGGUUGUGCAGUUGAUGAACAGCUUGGAGAAAAUGAAACACUCUCUUCAGGAAAAAGAGAAAAAUGAGGAUGAGCAAAUACAAGCUAUAGAAUCGCUACGUAAAGAUCUUUCUGAGAGUUCUGACCUCGUAUGGAGUUUGAGAAAAGAUUUGCAGAGGAAAGAGGAAGAAUAUACAGAUUUGAAAGAGAAAUUUUCUGAUGCCAAGAAACAAAUUCAGCAAGUACAAAAAGAGGUGAACAUAAUGCGAUCUGACGAAAAAUACCUCAGGAACAAAAUUGAUGAACUUCAGAAACUUAAAAACCGGUUUAGUGAAGAAUUAGAGAUCAAACAGCGCACAAUCCAGCAACUUAAAAACGAGCAGUUGAAUAAUGCGAAGCUGGAAGAAAUCUCCAAACAAUAUGAGAAGACACGUAAAGAUCUGUGUGCAAAGGAAAAAAUAAUUGAAGAUAUGCGGAUGACACUAGAACAACAGGAGCAGACCCAGACUGAACAAGAUCGGGUGCUUGAAGCCCAACUAGAAGAGAACAACAUAUUAGUUUUGGAACUGGAAGCAUGGAAAGAGAAAUAUAGAGGGCUGAAUAACCAGAGCGAUGGUGACUGGCAGCAAAAGAUGGGCAAAAAUGAGGAGAAAAACAUAAAUGAAAAUGAAGAAUUAAUAAAGCUGCAAAAAGAACUGAAGGAAAAUGAGACAAAGUAUCAAACUGAUAGAAAGAAGUGGCUGGAGGAAAAGAUGGGACUCGUAAGUCAAAUAAAAGAAGCUGAGAGCCAUUGCAACAGAGAAAUGAGAAAACACAGAGAACAUCAUGUAGAACAACAAGCAGAAAUUGAAAAACUUGCUGCACAGCUGGUAGAAAAGGACAGCAGUCUUCAAAAAUGGCGUGAAGAAAGAGAUAAAUUAGUAGAAGCUUUGGAAGUACAGCUCAAGACUUUAGCUUCUAACUCCUUACAAAAAGAUAAAGAAAUAGCAGAACUAAAACUGACUGCUCUAAAGGAUUCAGAAAAGGAUAAGGAAACUGAUAUAGAACAACUAAGAAAACAACUGGAUGAGAAAGAUGACUUUAUAAAGGAAUUGAAACAACGCAUUAACCAUGAAAGUCUACAGUCUUUGGCAGAAGUACCUUUACCUGAAGAAGGACAAGAUAAAAUAGAUCAGUCUGUGAACAAAGAGGACCAUUCAGAAAUUGUCCUUGACUCUUCUGAAGUGUCCACAGAAAAUGGAAAAACUAGUCGGUUCCCCAAACCAGAGAUGGAAAUCCAGUUCACACCUCUGCAACCCAAUAAGAUGGAGGUGAAGCACCAGGACAGCACAUUGUCAGUUGUGCUUAAAAUGUUCAAGCCAGGAGAGAAAAGGAAGAGUGAAGAGAUGGAGGAGGAUUUUGUGAAAAGUAAGAAGAAGAAGAAAAAUGCAGAACCUGCUAUGACCAAUUCACCUUCUACAAGCAACAAGAAAAUGAUGUCUACUACACAGUCGUUGAGAAAAGAAUAUGCCUUAAGAAAGCAUGACUCUACUUCAAGUAAUAAGUCAAGUAAAAAGAAAGAUAGAACACUCCAAAAGAUCGGAGAUUUUUUCCAAAGUUCUCCUAUUUUUCACUCUAAAGCAAAGAACCUGAUUGCGACAAUAAGCUCUCCUAAGCCUGCAGAGCCAGAAAGUGUGAAAGAAAAUGAGCUCAAGCCAAAAAGAACUAGGAGAAAGCUGUAUUCAGCUGACAUUUCUUGCCCUCUAGAUAUUCCUGCUUCUUCAAUCCUUAUAGAACAAAAGGAGAAGGAAAGUGAUCACCUAAUCAUCAAGCGACGGCUACGAUCAAGAACAGCUAAAUAA